Molecule: messenger RNA, 1415 nt
Organism: Rhagoletis pomonella (apple maggot)
Lineage: Eukaryota; Metazoa; Arthropoda; Insecta; Diptera; Tephritidae
Product: aspartate aminotransferase, mitochondrial-like
Exons: 5
Coding region: 18-1292 (424 amino acids)
Biological process (GO): biosynthetic process; L-aspartate catabolic process
Cellular component (GO): mitochondrion
Molecular function (GO): pyridoxal phosphate binding; L-aspartate:2-oxoglutarate transaminase activity
Source: RefSeq, a predicted model, not a curated record
ACGGGAAGCAGAGGAAGAUGUUAAAAUUAACUAAAACCACCACUUUUCAUCUUCAAGCCACAUCUACCAACUAUCUACGUUAUAAAUCUUGGUUCGCAGAUGUUAAAAUGGCACCACCAGAUGCUAUACUCGGUCUCACUGAGGCCUAUCUUAAAGACAAAAACCCCAAAAAGGUUAAUUUAGGCGUUGGCGCCUAUCGCGAUGGCAAUGCACAGCAUUGGGUGUUGCCUAGUGUAGAAGAGGCUGAAAAACGCAUAUUUUCCAAAAAAAUGAAUAAGGAGUAUGCGCCUAUCCUUGGAUUGGCCGAAUUCUAUAAUAGGUCAAUUGAGUUGGCUCUUGGCAAGGAUUCGGAAAUAUUACAAGACAAACGCAAUUCAACUGCGCAGUGCCUCAGUGGCACAGGUUCGUUGCGUAUAGGUGCCGCAUUUUUGGGUAUCUUCUGGAAGGGCGAACGCUUAGUGCAUUUGCCUACGCCCACAUGGCCUAAUCAUAGACCACUUUUUAUGCACUCUGGCCUCAAGGUAGCUUCAUAUAGUUACUAUAGCAAUGAAACUUUUGCAUUGAAUGCGCAAGGCCUUUUUGAUUCUUUGCGUAAAAUGCCCGAAAAUUCAAUCGUACUGUUGCAAGCUUGCGCCCACAACCCAACUGGCGUGGAUCCGAACAGAGAGCAAUGGUGUGAAAUAUCACAAAUAAUGAAGACUCGCAAUCUAUAUCCCUUCUUUGAUUUGGCAUAUCUCGGCUUCGCUAGCGGUGAUAUCGAUAAAGAUGCAGAAGCUAUACGCAUUUUUGCCUCCGAUGGACAUCAAUUUUGUUUGGCACAAAGUUUUGCCAAAAACAUGGGCCUCUAUGGAGAACGUGUAGGCGCGUUAACUAUAGUUUGCUCUACAAAGGAAGAGGCAGAGCGUGUAACAUCCAAUGUGAAAACCAUUAUACGGCCCAUGUACUCUAGUCCACCAAUACAUGGCGCGCGUAUAGCGAAGGAGAUUUUAAAUGAUAACGAGCUUUAUUGCAUGUGGUUGGAAGAUUUGAAAACCAUGGCUAAUCGUACAAUGAAUAUGCGCAAACAAUUAACGGAUACAUUAAUUGCGCUCGGUUCCAAACGCUCUUGGGAGCAUAUUACCAAACAGAUUGGCAUGUUUUGCUUUACGGGAUUGAAGCCAGAGCAAGUGGCGCGUUUAACUAAGGAAUUUAGUAUUUAUAUGAUGAAGGAUGGACGCAUUGCAGUAGUGGCAUUGUCUACAAAGAAUAUUGCAUAUGUGGCAGAGGCUAUACACGCUGUGACGAAAGAGUAAUUUCAACGUACAAGUAUUUACAGAAAGUUGAAGAAAAUAAAUGAAGCUAAAUGGGUUUGAUAGAGUUAUUAAUUUUAAUGAAUUACAAGAUGUAUUAUUAAUUUUCUUAUAGUACAUAUUUUA